AUGGUUGGCGGCUUGUGCGCUCGCAGGUUGGCCCGCCGGUCGCGGUCCGCCCUGAUCGCAGCCCUCACGGUGCUGCUGGUGCAGACGCUGAUUGUGUGGAACUUCAGCAGCCUCGACUCCGGCGAAGACAGGGAAAACGGAGGCUCCAACGUGCGGGAGAAGAGGGACCGGGUCGCGGGCAACAAAGCAGCCGCUGGCAGCGACUAUUUCCAGCACGGGGUCCAGCAGCGGCAGCGGCAGCAUCUUCCCCCGCCUGGGAAAGGGACGUCUCGACACAUACAGCAGCCGGAUGUAUUUUACUCCCACCGGCCGAAGGAGAAAAAUCGAGUGGACAGCAACAACGAGAACUCCGUGCCCAAAGACUUUGAGAACAUAGACAAUAGUAACUUUGGUGCGCGCUCACAGCCACACAGGCAGUCAGUGGGCGCCACCAGCAGCAAGCAGCAGCGGGAGCAUCUGCAGGAGAAGGCCCACGCCCAGCAGCAGGCAUGGCGGGACAACUCCCCGAGUCUGGGCCGCAGCUCCAACGAAGUGCUGCCCGUAGGCCACCAGUCGCUGGCAGUCGGCAGCAACGCCUCCUACGCAGGAGGUCAGGGUGUCGCCGGAGUGUCGCGGCAACACUACCGUACCUCGCAGGCCCAGCAGGCCCAGUCGCAGCACAGACAUCAGCACCCGCACAGGAGGCAGGCCACCGCCGCGCCGCUGGAGGUGACCUACGACCAGCCGCCCAAGUGCGAGAUCGGCGGGAAGGAAGCCAUCUCGGCUCUGUCCAGAGCGAAGAGCAAGGAGUGCCGGCAGCAGAUCGCUGAGGUGUACUGCAGACACCGGGAAGGGCAGCUGAUGCCGGAGAAGGUCACCCGCUACUGCCCCCUCGAGGGUAAAGCCAAUGUUAACAUCCAGUGGGAUGAGGACUCUGCGGAGAGCUUUCCAUCAAAACCAGUCAGAAUAGCGUUUGUCCUGGUGGUCCACGGACGAGCAUCUCGGCAGUUUCAUCGCCUCUUCAAAGCCAUCUACCAUACGUCACACUACUACUACAUACACGUUGAUCAGCGUUCUAAUUACCUGCACAGGCAGGUGCACACCUUGGCUGCCCAGUAUCCAAAUGUGAGGGUGACACCGUGGCGCAUGGCCACCAUCUGGGGUGGUGCCAGUCUGCUGACCAUGUAUCUCCGCAGUAUGGCUGACCUGCUGGCUAUGAGGGACUGGAGCUGGGAUUUCUUUAUCAACCUCAGUGCUGCCGACUACCCCAUCAGAACCAACAACCAGCUGGUGGCCUUCCUGUCCAAGUACAGAGACAUGAACUUCAUCAAGUCCCACGGCAGGGACAACGCCAGGUUUAUCCGUAAGCAGGGUCUGGAUCGUCUGUUCUUUGAGUGCGACACCCACAUGUGGAGGCUGGGGGACCGUAAAAUCCCAGAAGGCAUCUCGGUGGACGGCGGCUCCGACUGGUUCCUUCUCAACCGAAUGUUCAUCGAAUACGUCAUCAACUCCAAGGACGACCUGGUCACCAACAUGAAGCGCUUCUAUGCCUACACUCUGCUGCCAGCCGAGUCGUUCUUCCACACGGUGCUGGAGAACAGUGCCCACUGUGAGAGCAUGGUGGAUAACAACCUGCGUAUCACCAACUGGAACCGCAAAUUGGGCUGCAAGUGCCAGUACAAGCACAUCGUGGACUGGUGCGGAUGCUCCCCUAAUGACUUCAAGCCUGCAGACUUUCACCGCUUCCAGCAAACGGUGCGGCCUACCUUCUUUGCCAGGAAGUUUGAAGCCAGCGUGAACCAGGAGAUAGUGAACCAGCUGGACGCCUACCUCUUCGGACCGUUACCCCAGGGGAUGCAGGGCCUAAACUCAUACUGGGAGAACAUGUAUGACGAGCCAGAUGGCGUGGCCAGUCUGUCUGACACGCAGCUCACGUACUUCCACUCCUUCUCUCGGCUGGGCCUGGCCAGAGCUGCCGCCUCGCUGCAGGGAAACCCAAAGGAUCACAGCUGCAGGUACUUCCCUAUGGGCCACCCGGUGUCAGUGCACCUCUACUUCCAGUCAGACCAGUUCCAGGGCUACCUGGUCAAGCACCACGCCACCAAUCUGGCAACCAGCAAGCUGGAGACCAUGGAGACAUGGGUGGCACCCAAGAAGAACUUUAAGAUAACCACGCCUCCCAGCAGCACAUUCAGCAGGUUGCAGUUCGCCGAGAUCGGUACUGAGUGGGACGCCAAAGAGCGCUUGUUCAGGAACUUCGGCGGCCUGCUGGGCCCCAUGGACGAGACGGUGGGCAUGCAGAAGUGGAGCAAGGGUCCUAACGUCACCGUCACCGUGGUGUGGAUCGACCCCACGAACGUCAUCGCCGCCACUUACGACAUUCUGAUCGACGCCAGCGCCGAGUACACCCACUACCGCCCGCCGCUCAACCAGCCUCUGCGGCCCGGCGUGUGGAGCGUCCGCAUCCUGCACCACUGGAGUCCCGUGGCUGAGAUGCACUUCCUCAUCGCCCCGAUGGCCUAUAACAAGCACCAGCCCAUACGCCAAGAGGAUACUCUAAGGCUCCACAACGGCCCGGUGAAGAACAGCUACAUGGAGCAGAGUUUCCACGGCCUCAACCCGGUGCUCAACAUCCCGGUCAGCCUGGGCUACGUGGAGCAGGCCAAGAGGAACGCGGCCCUGACCGGCCCGGAGCUGGAGCGCUGGUUAGACAGCCUGGUGGGCGAGCUGUGGGAGGCAGCUGACGUCUGCGCCGUGGGCCCUACCGCCUGCCCGGUCAUGCAGGCCUGCCUCAAGAACCCUUGGAGCUCCCUGAGCCCAGACCCCAAAUCCCAGCUGGGAACGCCGCGCGCAGAUGGGCGAAUCAGGUAGCAGCGAGGCCUCCAGCUGGACAGGAGGCCGCGGCACAGGAGAUUCACUGUUGAUUUUUAUUUAUUUAAGGGGUUCGUCGCGGGCGAGGGGAGAAAAAGUGUUCUUCCUCUGUCUCGGGAGCAGAAGGAAACAAAAGAGAGAGCGGAUUUCUUCGGGAGGUUGGUGAGGGUGUCUGGACAGAAAGCGAGGAGAAUGAUUUUCAGAUCCUCCCACGGGGUUCCUCCUUUUAGGGGAUUAUGCUGGCUUUGCUAUUUCAGUUUCUCAGUGUAUUUAUUUUUCUUCUCAUGGCUGAGUUUUACUGUGAUCAAACGUUGCAAUUUUUCGAGCAUUUAUUUUGCUGCUGAAUGAAUUAUGAAGUCAGCUUUUAAAGCCCUGCACGGGGCACAGCGGUCAUGUGACACUGGUGGCAGAAGACGUUCUGCUGCAAAAAGGCCUUAGCAGUAUGAGGAGGUAGCCUGGUACUGAGAGAAAUGUGCCUCCCUAAAGUGUAUGUCCACAUAAGCAAAAUGAAACGAUAUCUGAGGGUUAGAAAAUAAACACAACACCCAAAUACAAAACCGAAAUGAACGACUCAAAAUGCAGCGACAAUAAAAGCAAAUUUCCCCUUUAUGGAGAAAUUUUAAAGGAAUAUUUUAGCAUUAUUGAAUCUAAUUACUUCAAAACUAUUGAGUUUCUGAUACUUCAGUGACUCGAUUUGUAAAUCAGUAGGAAAAAAACAGUAACAGCAGUAAAAUGUGUCUCAGUUCAGUGCCUGAUCAGGAUGUGGAACUGUUGAGGCCGGCUAACCAUCUGCUGCAAUCACAUUUCAUAAAUAUGGAAAAAGAGAAAUGCAAAAUACAGAGGCCUUUUCAGAAUAAUUAUACCUAUUUGGAUUAUAAUAGAAAUUUAUUAUAGAAUUUUAGUAGAGCUGCAAUGAUUAGAAGACUUAUCUCUUAGAAAAAUAAUCGCCAACUAUUUAAUAAUCGAUGAAUCGGUCAUUUUUCAUGCAAAAAAUUGCAGGAAAACCUGAUUUCAGCCUCUUAAAUAUGAAUAUUUCAUGCUUUUCUCUGUUUUGUGUUAUUAAACUGAAUAUCUUUGGCUUUUGGACUGACGAAACAAGACAUUUAAAGACAUCACUUUGGACUUUGAGGAGCUAGGAUGGACAGUUUUCACUAUUUUAUGGCAUUUUAUAGGCCAAACAAUUAAAUCAAUUCAUGGAGAAAAUGAUUGGCAGAUUAAUUAACAGUUAGUUGCAGCCCUAUACAUUUUAGUCUUCUCAGUUCAUAAAUGCUUCGUUAGUGUUUGUUGUAUUAUAGUAUAAUUUGAAGACUUAACAUACACGUAGUGAAGGUUUAUUUUAAUGAAACCCAGAUGUUGUGACAGGCAGAUGACGUCUUGGUUUUCUUACCAACCUGCCUCAAACUUGAACCACAAUUAUCUCAAGCUGACCUUAAAAUUCUCAUUGUCGUUUUUAGUGUUUUUUACUUUCUUCCAGUCAUUUCAAUGACACUCUAUGUUGUAUAUGAUUUUACAAAAAUCUCAAAAGUUGUGUGAAUGAGGGGGUGGUGAGUCCAUGAGUCGCUAUUUAUUUAUAAGUUUAUAUUAAUACUGAUAUUUUUAGUCAGUGACUAAAUAACUGCGACGCUGCCUUGGCAGCAUGAUAAAUAUUUUUUUGUAAAGAAAGCCGCCUUUAUUUACAAAGGCCAACACCCCAAACUUAUACUGUACCUUUUUAUGGCCCGCACCUGUGUGUUAGUCAGUGUUGUCCUGUCUGAAUAGAUCUUCUUGUCUUGGUUUUCUUACAUGGCUGUUUGCCAAGUGCAUCACAAGAGAAAGCCACCCUGACCCGAGAGGUCAGAGGUCAGCUACCUAACAACCUCACCAAACAGCGAAAGGUGAACAAAAACUUCACAAGCGAACACAACGGACGCCGUCUGGAAUGGAAGGAAUCUGUGCUUCUAGGUGUUUUACGGUUCAGAAUGAUAGUGAGUGGCCGUGAUCUUCAUGCUGUGACAAUAAUGUACAAUUUCAAGUGAAUAUUAUAUCGUGUCUUGAUUGCAAAAUGCAUAAUUUAUUAGAUCAACUUUACAUUUGAAGUACCUUUUUUUCUGCCAUCAAGACAAUCUCCGGACAUUUGAGACGAGUUAAUUACGCCGAGGGUAGCUCGCAAAACACAUUCUGAACGAGAGGUACGCUCGCAUAUUUGUUUUACUUUGAAAUAAGUUUCAUCUGAAGUCAAUUAAGAGUUCAAUCUGUGAUUGUCAACAAUGUUUAGCCACCACACGAGCUAAGUGAGUGUUCCCGCACAGGCUAAUUAAGAGACAUUACUGUUCAUUAACGUCGAGUUCACCUUGCCUCGCUGUCAGAUGUGUCUGUUAGAGUCUCUUCACUCCUCUCCCUCUCACAUCGACACUGUUUCUGGGCUCGGGGUUGUAAAGGACAAUUUUUGUUUUUUCACUGGCCGGCUUCUGCUGCCAACCUUUUAACUUCUAGUGCCACCGUGCUCAGAACAACUACUUCACACAAUACAUAUUAUUAUGUAAGCUCAAUGACAGUUUUGGAAAAAGGUGAAUUAAAUAAAUGUAACUCAAUGUGGAAGUCCUAUUUUGUAACAAAAUGAUUAACAAAUGAAGAAGAUGUACAUAGGUAUUUUGUAUUGAAAUAUUGUUCAAAGGUAUUGUACAUGUAAAUACAGAUGUGGUAAAAUGACAUUGAAUUAUUAAGAGUUUUUGAAGUGUCAGAUAACUGGGCACAAAGAGUGAAUUGAUGGUGUUUAUUGAUCAAAGUACAUAACCUGUUUCAGUGUUUUUGGACAGCUGUGACAACAACCUUGUCCUAUUUGCCUCUCAGAGAAAAUCACAUGCCAGAUUGUUGUUGUUCUUGCUGGAAUGUAUUGUUGAGCAACCGUUGCACAAAUUUCUCUGAACUGACGUUUCCCCCGUUAUUUUUUCCGGGGAGGCUCUGUGUGCCUUAGCUGACUUUUAGAACCUUCUCUGUCCAUUAAAAGAAAAACCUUUAUUUUGUUAUUUGUUUUGAUCUUAUGUGAAGAAUACCAUGAGUUUGUCGAGUGAUUCACUGGUACUGCAACACCAAAAAGAUGUCUGCUGUUGUAUAUAUCAUCAGGCCUUCUGUCUUUAUCAGCUUUUAUUUUUUUCUUCCCUCCGGGGGAUUUGUUUUGUUGUACUUGACUGGCUUGUCUUACUUUUCUCUGACUGCUUUUUGGAAAUAAAAUUCUAUGGAAAAACAG
Centropristis striata (black sea bass) is the source of this 6076-nucleotide messenger RNA. Its product is annotated as xylosyltransferase 1-like. The transcript is spliced from 11 exons. Gene Ontology annotation, molecular function: protein xylosyltransferase activity. The record is from RefSeq and is a predicted model, not a curated record. Lineage: Eukaryota; Metazoa; Chordata; Actinopteri; Perciformes; Serranidae. Gene Ontology annotation, cellular component: membrane. Gene Ontology annotation, biological process: heparan sulfate proteoglycan biosynthetic process; chondroitin sulfate proteoglycan biosynthetic process. The coding region runs from base 1 to 2850 and encodes 949 amino acids.